This is a messenger RNA of Entamoeba dispar SAW760, 1119 nucleotides long. Its product is annotated as guanine nucleotide exchange factor, putative. Bases 1 to 1119 code for a protein of 372 amino acids. The transcript has a single exon. The record is from RefSeq and is a predicted model, not a curated record. Lineage: Eukaryota; Evosea; Mastigamoebida; Endamoebidae. Gene Ontology annotation, biological process: Ras protein signal transduction; positive regulation of GTPase activity. Gene Ontology annotation, molecular function: guanyl-nucleotide exchange factor activity. Gene Ontology annotation, cellular component: plasma membrane.
AUGAUUUAUAGGUUUGUAACAAGUUAUGAAUCAUUUAGAGAACAAUUCUUCCAAACUUAUCAAUCCUUUACUAAAGGUUCAAUUGUAUUAUCAAAAAUUGUAUCAAUGUAUCUUGGAAAUAAUUCUCUACAAGAACAAGUAAGAACUCAAUCAUUAAUUGCAAUUAAACACUUUGUUGAUGAAUGUUUUAAUGACUUAGAUUCAAGGUCUAUUGUUAUUGUAAAGAAGUUUAUAAAUGAAUUAAAACAUAGAAAUGAAGAAAAAAAUGUACAAGCACUUAAUGCUGUCCUAUUAAGAAAAGAAACAGAAUUAAAACAUUUUAUUGCUGAAAGUCUUGUUCCACCAAUAGACUUCUUUAUACCACAAGAGGCUGUUUCACCAUCAAUGUUAAUUCAAUUAUCUGAUAGUGGAGAAGUUGCUCGACAAUUAACAUUAGUUGCUUCUAAAAUAUUUAAUAAAAUCGGUCGUCAAGAAUUCUUCAAUAAAUCUUGGAAUGAUGAAUCUUUAUUCCCACAAUCAAUUAAUGUCAUAAGAAUGUUACGACAUUCUGAUACUGUUCGUGAUUGGGUAACUAGUUCUAUUUUAUCUUUCUUUUCUACAGAAAAUAGAGUAAAAGCUACUAUUCAUUUCAUUCAAAUUGGUGAUUAUUUGAUGAAAUUAAAUAAUUUCCAAUCACUAUAUGGUAUUGUCCAAGCCCUUGGACCAAAUGGUUGUAUUUCUCGAUUACAGGUUAUGGAUAGUAUUCCAUCAAAAUAUUCUAAGUUAUAUCAUCAGCUAAAGAAAGCAGUUCAUGACAAAAAUGAUUACAAAAACUACAGACAAAUUAUUUCUAAAAUUAAUGAACCUUACAUCCCAUUAAUUAAUGCAUUCUUAAAAGAUAUCGAAAAAUUUGAGGAUGAAAAUCCAAAAACAACAAAAAUGGGUAAAAUUGAUGUUAUUAAUAUGAAAAGAUACGAUUCUUUAGCUGACAUGGUAAAUCAAUUCCUCAGUGUAAGAGAAAAUUCUUAUAAAAUUCCAAUGGUAGAGCCUCUAUCAACUUUCCUUAAUGAAAUGGUAAAUUUGAGUGGUAAGCCUCGAGAUGAAGUUGUUUCAAUGUGGAUCAAGUUAUUACCAAACUAA